AUGACGGUUCUCCACUAUAUUACCCUAAAUAUCUCCAACUCACUUCCAUUAUACCUUCUUUGGCCGGAACAGACACUCUCAACCGACGAGUUCUUAGCCACCGCCGCAUUUGGCGGCGCAAACCGCGGAGCAUUGCUCACUCCAGCGGGUGCGACACUGGUGGAAGCCGUGGCCGCGACAGCAGAAGUAACGGCAUCGCCUGCUGACGUGACAAUAGCGGAUGGGGUCACGGGAGUCACGGACACUCUUCUGGCAGCUGACGGGUCCCGUUUUCUACAGCUGACUUCCGCUUUUUCCGCGUCGUCUAGUGGCGACGGUGCUUCUGGUAGUAGCAAUGAUAGUACUAACAAUAGCAGUAGCGCGUUUGGCAGCCCAGGCGUGACGCAAGCGCUGUGCAAACUCAAACCCGCCGCAUCGUUGACCAGCAACGAGUCACAGCAGGCGCAGCAGCAGCAGCAGCAGUCCCCGCGCCAGCUGUCGCUCUCGUUCUUUGCGCGGGCCAGCCUGUGCGCGGAGGGGGAAGGGGGCGCGGAAGGGGAGGCAGAGCGGCUGUUGAGGGUGCUGCUGCUGGCAGUUCCGCUGAACGCCUCCGCCGCCGCCACAGCAGGGGGAGAUGCAGCUGCUGGGGGAGGGGCGGGGGAAGGAGGAGCGGGGGAGCAGGUGUGGGCAGAGUGGCGGGUGGGUGUGCCGUGUGGGGGAAGCAGCGCGAAUUCCUCCUCCUCUUCUUCCUCCGCCUCCUCUCCUUCCUCGCUGGUAGUGCCCCCAGGGGGAGUGACGCUGCACUUGGUGAUUCGAGGUGUGCAAGACAGUAACAGCAGCAGUAACAGCACGAGCGGCACUGCCACCGUUACCACCACCAGUGGUAUUGCCACCGCCACAAGCAGCGUAGCUGCCAGCGGCAGUGAGAGCAGUAGCAUCGGCGCCACCAGCGCCACUGUUGCUGCGAGUAUGGGAGGAGGAGGAGCAGGAGAGGGAGCGAGAGUGAAGGCGGCGGCGGUAAAGCGAGUGGACGUGGCGUCGGAAGCGGGAGGAGGAGCAGGAGCGGGGAGCACGGCUAUCGACCUUGCGUCUGUCAUGCCUACCCGCACCGAUCCUUCCCCACUCAAGUCCUUCUCCCAAUGGCCGCUCUCCAGAGCCCAUCCGCUCCUCACAGCCGGCUCAGCUCGCCACAAUUCAUCCUCCCUCGCCCUCACCACGCUCUCUGACCUCAACGCUGCUGCUCUCGCGCUGCACCCUGCCCCCUUUGCCCUGCUCGCCCCCGCCACGCCCGCCUCCCCCUGCCGCCCCUUCUCCUUCUCCACCUCCUUCGCCUUCCGCAUCUCCUCCCCCAAUGCCGCUGGGCUGGGCGGCGAGGGCUUGGCGUUUGUGAUGCUACCGACGCCCAUGCUCGGCCUGCCAGGGCCCUCUUUGGGCUACGGCCGUGUGCUGCUGCCCCCGGAGAGCACGACUGGCGCUGAUAAUUCUUCCAGUGACGUGCCAUCUCAGCAGCAGCGGAGCCUGGCAGUGGAAUUCGACACGUCCUCUUCUCCUCAGUUCUGGGACCGCCCCGACCACCACGUGGGGGUGAACCUGCGCGGCAGCAUGCUCUCUCUCGCCUCUGUCCCCGUGCACCCCCUCGGCAUUCCCUCCCUCAACGCCGGUCAAACCCUCCUCGCCACCAUCCAGUACAACGCCUCCUCCUCCCACCUCACCGUCUACCUCUCCCCCGCCCCCUCCUCCUCUCGCUCUUCCUCCCCCACCUCCCCUCCUCUCCCGCGCUCUGCUGUCCUCUCCAUGUUCCUGGACACCUGCGAGUGGCUGGGGGGGAGCGACCCGCAGGCAGCAGCGCCCCCCCCGCCGCUGUUUGUGGGAUUCACAGCAGCCACGGGCAAGGGGGCGGAGCAGGCUCAGGCGCACGAGGUGCUGGGGUGGAGCUUUGAGGUCGGAGAAGGUGCGUUGUUUGAGUGGCCUUAA
Messenger RNA from Closterium sp. NIES-65, 1953 nucleotides. NCBI's taxonomy places the organism in Eukaryota, Viridiplantae, Streptophyta, Zygnematophyceae, Desmidiales, Closteriaceae. The record is from the annotation of a GenBank genome assembly.